This is a messenger RNA of Schistosoma bovis, 3089 nucleotides long. The record is from the annotation of a GenBank genome assembly. Lineage: Eukaryota; Metazoa; Platyhelminthes; Trematoda; Strigeidida; Schistosomatidae.
CAAACCUUGACAUGACCUUUGGGGCGCAAUGAAGGAAACUGAGGCGGGGUUCUGCUUUCGAGCUCCUCUCCCUGUUUGUGACUUGGAUGAUGACGUACCGCUUUAUCCUGACACGAAACGAUUAAAGUUAUGCUCAUCUCGUGUCUCAAGUGUUUACGAGCGAAUCUUCAAUCGGAAUUGUCGGGAUCUUAGUGGGAAAGACAAAAGCAACAACAUCACAACUUACAACGGUUCUUCCUUUAGAAAUCUACUACCAUCCGUGAGUUUGAAGGCAUUUAAUCGACCUGGUGAUGUUUGUCAUUAUUUCCUACAAAGUUUUGUAUCCGAUAAUCGUAUUUACUCGCAAAAAAUGAAGCAGUCAUCCGUUUUCAGCUCUACUCCGUUUAGUGGUCACACAAAGUCAUCUCUAGAGAAAAAUCACAUUUCAUCUGAAAGGCAGAUAUAUCAACGGUUGUUAGAUAAGGCGUCAUCAUUUUCCCGAACUCCUACUGGCAAACCUACGAAUAAUGCAUGUGGUCCCAUCACUAUAAAUCUUGACGAAAUUAAAGAUAAUCACUAUUCUUUAUUGCGGCAAUGUAAUCUUUCUCCAAUUCUUCCGAGGAACCGAAUCCAGCGAAUUGACGACGCUAGCACAAAUAAUCAAACCGUCUCUAUCCCAUCUUCAGAUACCAGUGAUUCGAAAACUCGUGCGUGGCUUGAAAGUAUUGCAGAAUCUCCCUACUUAUCGGAUAACUGGCUUAACAACUUGACCUCAAGCUAUCAGGCUAAAAAGAAUGAACGUGAACGUGACUAUGAGUUGGCGAGAGCAAACAUACGAUUUUGGGAGAAGCAGCGUGCUUCAGCUGAAAAAGAGCGUAUUGACAAUCUUGAACAGAGACUUGCUUGUUUACUAAGAACACCUCCUAUUCUGGAAGAUCCAUAUUUAGUACCUCAACCUAUUCCCAUUGAACUGCCAUAUAAACCUGUCAAAGUUAAAGAACCCAAAGUACCAGCUCUUCCUGUUUUAACUGCACCUCAACUAGCUGAGAUUGAAGCAGCUCUUCGUACUGGUUCUCCAGAUGAAGUACUUGUAGAUAAAUUUAGAUUAGUUAUUACGCGUCGUGAAUUAAUGACAUUAACUGGAACAAAUUGGUUAAGCGAUAUGGUAAUCAAUUUCUACUUACAAUUGUUACAACAUCGAAGUCAACAUCAAACAAAUCUUCCUCGUAUCGCUGUUUUGUCAACAUUUUUUUAUGCAAAGUUAACAGCACCAAUUAGUGGAGGUUAUUCAGGAGUACGACGUUGGACGCGACAAUCAAAAUUAUUUGAUCAAGAUAUUGUACUUAUCCCAAUUCAUGACAGAGGAAUGCAUUGGUGUUUAAGUUGUAUUGAUUUACGUGUCAAAACGAUAACAUAUUACGAUUCCAUGGGUUCUCGUAACGUGAAGUGUUUGGAACAGUUAAUGGAUUAUUUGAAAAAUGAAUCAUUAGACAAAAGAAAUGUUGAACUGCCAGAUCCGGAUUCUUGGAAACUCGUUAAUACAGAGGUAAUUUAACUCUUACUUAGUGUUGACUAUCACUAUGUUAGUUCGUUUCAUAUUCGUUCUGUCGAUUCCAACUCGCUGUGCUGACGUGGUAUGGUAACUCUGAUCAACAUUUAUCGGUGCUAAGUCUUAUGUUGACUUUAACUAACUGAGGAUUGAUUGAUUGAAUCACUCACUUUUCGAACAGAAUGAUAAAUUUAAAUAAUCAUUUGAUCUAUGUUCACAAUAAGUUGAAUGUUCCAGAGAGUUGAUAGUUUGCUGGUCAACUCACUUAACCCCCAACAGUUUUUGUCGCAGGUCCAAACCCCAUCCUACCUACUUUGGUUUGAGCGACCGGGUAGUAUCACUAGCUCUUACGCGUAAGCUGAGGCCCACAGCCAAGGACACACAUCUGUACUUGGUAAAUGAGUUGCAUUAUCAAUUCGGUUUUAUCGGUCGGAUAAUAUCAGUUGUUUUGAAUCGUUUGACAAGUACUUGCUAUAAUCAACAUGUAUCUCUGAGAAGUUCAACUUGCAUAAAUAAGUAAAGGACACUGUGCCUCAGCAGUACAACGGUUCCGAUUGUGGCGUUUUCCUCUGUACAUUUGGUGAAUUCAUCUCUCGUGAUGCUUCAUUUACAUUUAGUCAGGAUGAUAUGCCAGGAAUACGUAAACGUAUGAUGUAUGAAAUAUUGACACAACAAUUAUUAACUACAAAUUUCAAAUUAAUUGAUGAUGAUAAAUAAAGAAAGAAAGAAAGAAAAAGAACAAGAUGUUUUUGUUUUAAAUAGAGAUUCUUUUUUCUGCAAUCGUUGUUCUUUUCUUUUAUCUUUCUCUCUUUUUCUUCUCUCUGUUGUAUUGUAUUGUAUGUAUGUAUGUAUGCGUGUCUUCUGUGUCUUUGUUUUCCCCUUACCAAUCUGUACACAAUACCUUUUAUUUAUAAAAGAGUUUAAAAAACUUUAUUUUUGUUUAAAAAAAUAUGUUCAUAAUAUUCUAAUUCUAUUUAACUGAAUAGAAAGAAUUUCGAUUGUUUCUAUGGUGUUUUGCCUACUUGACUAUUGCAUAAUGUUGUAACUCAUCAAAUUACAUGUCUGUCUAUACGAGUUUGAGCCAAGUUUUUUUUAAUUUAAUGUAUUUGUUUAGAUGAUAGUGACAAUACUCAGUUAUCUAAACUAAAUCACAUGAAUCUAGAUUGAAAUUUACGAGUUUCUAGUUGACAUUCGAUGGAUUCAAUCACUAAAUCACCCCUUAAUGAGUUCAGGACUCUUUUGAGGUUAAUGUGUCUUGUCUAUUAAUUACUUAUAUUAGUAUCUUAAAUUUUUGUGUUUAUGAUUUGUUGAACAUUUAUUCUUAAGUGGUAGAGUAUUAUAACCGCAAUAGUUACUUUGUUAAGAUUCGUAACAUUUGGCGGAUUUUUGGUCAAAUUUUGGGGGAUGAAAUCAAUGUAGGGUUUUUUUUGGAAUCCAGCGAUUGUAAUUUUCGUUUUAUUUUUUGGAUAGGUCAUGAAAACCCUAUUGAAACUAAUCAGUUAGUUUAAACAACUGAGAUAAGUAACUUUCUUUGAUCAAUAAUGAAUGAAUUCUCGUUGAA